ACGGGGCGCCAUACCCACGUAAUCAGCAAUCGCAAUGAAAGAUAUAUUGGUUUCCUUGCUUUGUCAAUUACUUCUGCUUCAUCAUCGUCCCCGUUGAUGUGCCCCUGUGCGCGGUUUAAUAAUCUCCCGCAAUAGCUCUAUAUAAGCGGAGGAUCAAGAUCCCCCGCUUUGUUAAGAGUACAAUCCAACCAAACCCUCUCGUCCCGCCAUCUCACAAUGUCUGAAAUCAAGAUAUUCCAACUUGGCGACUUCAAGCUCAAAUCUGGCGGCUCGAUCCCCAACGCCUUCAUAGCAUACAAGACCUUUGGUGACGCUUCCAAUCCAGCUAUCAUCUACCCAACAUGGUAUAGUGGCACCAUAUCAACCAACGAAUGGCUAAUUGGGGAUUCCAAGACCCUGAGCCCCCAGAAGUACUACAUCAUCAUCCCGGCCCUUAUCGGUAAUGGAGAGUCCGUAAGUCCCUCCAACAAACCAGAUCUUCGCCCAUGGCCCGAUGUGACCUUCUACGACAACGUGAAAGCGCAAUAUCGCCUAGUGACUGAAGAACUCGGUGUGAAACAUGCCAAAUGUGUGCUGGGUUGGAGUAUGGCCGCCGGACAGACAUACCAAUGGAUCACCCAGUACCCUGAUUUCACGGACCUUGCUGUGCCAUUCUUGGGUAGCGCGAAGACAAGUCCACAUAACCAAGUCUUCCUCGAGGGCGUCAAGGCGGCUGUCCUGGCCGCCAAAGGCACAUCUUCAGGGGGCGUCGUGAAGGGUGAGGCCACACCCGGAUCCUCUUAUCGCGGAUGGAGCGAUACCGAACGCGAGAUUGGGUUGAAGGCACUGGGCAGAGUCUAUGCAGGCUGGGGCUUCAGUCAAGCCUUCUACAGGGAGAAAGUUUACGAAACGUACCUGGGAUUCAAAGAUCUCGAGGACUUCAUGGUCAACUUCUGGGAGGCUUGGGCGUUGAGCAAGGAUCCGGAGAAUAUGCUGGCAAUGCUCCAUACCUGGCAAGCUGCAGAUGUUUCCGACCAGGAGCCGUAUAAUAAAGAUUUCGAUGCUGCGAUGAAAGGCAUUAAAGCAAAGACUUUGGUACUGCCCGGUGAAACGGAUCUUUACUUCCCACCUGAGGAUUCCUACAUCGAAGUCCAGGCCAUGAAUCCAAAUGUCGGCAUGUGUAUUGUAAUCCCGUCGAUUUGGGGCCACUGGGCUGGCGGACCUGGUACCAGUAAGGAAGACGCGAAAUGGCUGGACGAGAAAUUAAAGUCUUUCUUUGCUUGAGAAUAUGCGGAGUAGUCCGGCAAUUCAUGGUGUUGCUUCUUCAAUGGCUAUGCUCAUUGGUGGGGAACCUAUGCGAGGCUUUUUCCUAUAGGGACAAGCAAGUUCAUUGUGACAUUGUUCUCACAUGUCUUGUUCUACGUCAAAAUAUCAACGGCUCAAACAGCACUGCCCUGCAGCCUUUUGUAACAAGCGGUCGAGGCGAUAGAGGUCCUGAACAAAGAAAACCCAACCUACAAAAUGCGGUGCAGAAGGGUAUACCCUGUCGCGCAUCAGAGCAUCAAUUCCUAUAGCGCUGUGCGGCAUUCGUUUUAAAUCCUUAUAUCAUUCAUUUUAAGUUCCUGUAAAUAAAACAUUCACCAGAGUACAAUAUACCCGAAAUUAUAAGUG
Truncatella angustata is the source of this 1650-nucleotide messenger RNA. Its product is annotated as Alpha/Beta hydrolase protein. Lineage: Eukaryota; Fungi; Ascomycota; Sordariomycetes; Amphisphaeriales; Sporocadaceae. The record is from RefSeq and is a predicted model, not a curated record. Gene Ontology annotation, molecular function: acyltransferase activity, transferring groups other than amino-acyl groups. Gene Ontology annotation, biological process: biosynthetic process. Bases 217 to 1263 code for a protein of 348 amino acids. The transcript is spliced from 3 exons.